UUAACACACUAGUUUUGCUUUCUGCCCUCUUAGUAACAUGUUCACUCUAUUCAUAUUCUAUUCCCGUAUUUUUUUUUAGAAAAGAGAUAUGUGUAGCUAUCAUCAUUAAAGUUGGGUUAACAACAAAAUUGUCUGGUUAUUUGUACUUCACUGUGGGAACAUUAUGACAAUAUGAAGUUCAACCGUGCUGUUUAUGUUAGAUCUCUGCAUUUGCUACUAGAUUAGCAUCCAUAUGAUAAUGGCAGAUGUCUUGGUUGUUUUUUCAGAAUUAAACUUGUGGGUGGUGUUGGAACAGAUGGACUGGGGAGAGUGAGGAGAACACGAGGGCCCACUCGAGCACGGGACGUAUGGAGCCUACCUGAGGAUGAGAAGAUUGUCGUCCAUUGCAACGAACUGGGGCAGCCCAUCAAUAAUGCUGCAAGCAUUUUAUCAACUUUUUUAGGAUCGGUUGCGCGGAAGGGACAAUUGUGUCCACUCAACUAUACGAAAUGGAACGAAAUGCUUCCUUCAUAUAAGGUUGAGCUUCUUAGAGUUGUUGAGACAAAGUUUGUCCUGCCUGCAAAUAGCCAUGAUUGGGUGCUAAAGUCCGUCAACCGCAAAUGGAAAGAAUAUAAGGCGAAGCUAAAGGCGGAUUGGAAGCACAAGGGCAUGACUGAAGAGGAGGUGGCCCGUGUUUGUCCUCCAGAUGUAAUCUCUCAUCAGUGGAGGGAGCUUGUCCACUACUGGUUUUCCGAGAGAGCUCAGGUUGUGUAUAUUUUUUCAAUACCUUAGAUUGUAUUUACUAUUAUUAUAGAUUAAAAAUUUAUACAUUUUAUGCAUUACAUUGUUUAUUGUUUUUCGGGGAAGACAUAUUCCAAUAUUGGUAGAGCUGCUCGAGCAUCACAGACUGUUCCUCACACUUCAGGCUCCAUGAGUUAUGCGAGGCGUAGAGCUGAAUUCGUGGAUGAUAAUGGGAGGGAGCCUGGUAGGGUGGAGUUUUAUAGGAUGACUCACACCCACCGAGAUGGCAGCUUUGUCCGAGAGGAGUCAAGAGAUAUAGUUGAUAGGGCAACAAAUCUUAUUUCGGAGCGCGUCGGGGGGUCAUCAUCAUCCGACGCGACCCAUAAUAUUGAAGCUGAAGUGCUCGCUGAAUUGAUGGGCCCAGAGCGUUAUGGUCGAGUAAGGGGUUACGGCGUUGGAGUUACCCCCACUCAGUUGUCUUCAGUGGGCACAUAUACAAGAAAUGCCAGAGAAUCUAGUAACACUGCAGAAGUUCGUCGGCUUCAAGCAACUAUUGAUGAGUUGAAGCAAAACCAAGCAAAUUUGCAGUCUCAGCUUACGAAUAUUUCUUCCAUGUUACAACGGUUUCUCCCUUCUCAGAUUCCUGAUACUUCAAACGCUAGUAGAGAUGAUGAUGGAGCUGAAUCCCGUCCCUGAUGCAUUCUAGAUUAUCUUUUAUGAGUUUGAUAUGUAUAUGUUUCUGCUUUUUCAGAGUACAUUGUAAUUUGCUUUUUCAGAGUACAUUGUAAUUUGCUUUUUUAGAGUACAUUGUAAUUUGUAUGGCAGCUUUUCUGAUACAUGAGUCAAAAACAUGGAGUUUUAAUCAGAUAUAUCAAUAUUCAUAUUUUGAAUGAUC
This is a messenger RNA of Phoenix dactylifera (date palm), 1615 nucleotides long. NCBI's taxonomy places the organism in Eukaryota, Viridiplantae, Streptophyta, Magnoliopsida, Arecales, Arecaceae. The record is from RefSeq and is a predicted model, not a curated record.